This is a messenger RNA of Ambispora leptoticha, 1275 nucleotides long. The record is from the annotation of a GenBank genome assembly. Lineage: Eukaryota; Fungi; Glomeromycota; Glomeromycetes; Archaeosporales; Ambisporaceae.
AUGGCUUUAAAUAAUACCGUGGUUGAUCUUACAAAGAAUAGCAUUGAACUCGAAACUGAAAAAAUUAAAGAAUGCGAAAUAAAAGAUACUAAGGAAUGCGUUGAACAACAAAUCGACACAGCCAUUCCACAAUCGAGCGUGGAAGAACGCGAGGUUACUUUACAUACAAAACACGAGAUUAUUGACGUACCCAUAAACAAGCCAGAAGUAACCAUCACCGAUGAUAUGGAAAUCCAAGAGUUAGGCAUUAUAGAUCAUGUGGUGGAAAAUGUUGUUGUCGUUUCAUCUUUAUUUUCUGAUAGAGAUAAAGUUUUGGAUGCAGGAGAAAUUGACACAGAAAAAUAUCGUCAAGGGGUUAAAGUUUUUGUCGUUUUGAAAUUCGCAAAACAUGUUUUUGUCAAACCGCUUCAACAAAUAAAAGGUUCUGAUGCAAGUAACCAGUUCGAUGAAGAGAUUAAUGAAUCGGAAAUUGAAUUUUCGGAUGAUGAACAAGAAGCUGCGCAUAAUAAAGUAAAACUGUUUCAUCAGAAACGUCAAAGGCGAGCCAAUUUAUCUAAUAAAGACGAAAGCACUUCCACUGAAAGAACACCGAAAAUAAGAAAGCAACCAAAUCAAAAGUCAUCAUACCGAACGAAACAUAUUGCACAAAAUGACAAUUCAUUCGAAUACACUCCUCUUCAAAGACCCAGACAGGUGAUAGCAUCUAACAACUUCUCUCCAAUAAAUUAUAAUUAUUCUAUACCGAGAGUCCAGAAUCCAGUCGGUCACUCUUCUUACAGCUUCUCACCAAAAGGAACAGAGAAUUCAGCACGAAAUGAUAAUGUUUUCGAGUAUAAUCCUAUGCUGAGACCCCGACAAUUAGCAUCUAAUUAUCAACCGAUGAACACUAAUUAUCCCAAUUUGAACGUUAAUAAUCAUAUCAAUCUUUCUUCAGUGGAUUUUUCAAACAUGAUGACGCAGAAUAAUCCCCUCCAGAGAUCUCCACAAUUAACUUUAAAUACUCCGACGAAUAUUAAUUAUUCUAAUCCACCAAUAAACAUUAAUUAUUCUACCUUUAAUGUCAACACUUCUUCAAAUCAACCCUCUAGAGGCUUUCCAUCAAACACACCGCAUAAUUUAGCACAAAUUGACGAUCCAUUUGAAUACAAUCCUUCCCAAUUCACAUCAAACAUUCCGCGAACAAACAUUGACUAUACCAGGAAUACAGACAAUAGUUCGUCUAACGAUUUUUUACCACCAGACACGGCACAGAAUUCUUCGAAUUUCUUUUUUUAA